AUGACGCAACAAUAUUAUGGUGACGCGCAGUGCAUAUCUAAUUUUGAGUUCACUUGAUGCAUUGUGAUUUAAUACAUAAUCUUGGAACGUUAAAUUAGGAUUAAGUUGUGACUGUUGAAGUUUCUAAGUCUUGACAAAAUUUAAAUACGGAAAAUAUUGGGCUAUUGGUUUUAUUGAACACACACACACCUGAUGUCUCAUUACUAGUACUAUCCAGGCUAUGAGUAAGGCUAUGAGUACAAUUUCUAUCAUGUGAUUACAAUACAGGUUACGACUAUCCUGAGUUACUUGAUCUUCUGUUUCUGGUAAAAGCUAGCACACGCGAUUUUACUGAUACUGUUAACCUCAGUAUAUAUACAUGAUAUAAUACGAAUCUUCUUUUAAAAGACAAAAGAUUGAGAACUGUUUCCAUAAUAUUAUUUUAAUUUAAAUACUAAUAUUUUUUUUUAAUCAACAUGAAAAGCACUUUGGAAAAAUAUACAAACUUGCAUGUGUGCGUAUACGUAAUUGGAUUUCUGGAUUUGACAGCUGUCAGUAUGAUAUUCCCAUUGCUUCUGACUUAUGCUCGGAACAUGGGAGCAACGCAUUUCCUUGGUGGGAUCAUUGGGUCAGUGUAUGGUGGACUUCAAUUGUUUUCCAGCCCCCUGGUGGGCAGCUGGAGUGAUGUCAGAGGGAGAAAGUUUGUUCUUCAGAUCUGCUUUCUUGUCAGUGGGACCAGUUAUGCUUUACUCGGUGUAGCUCCUGAUCUAGGUUUUGUUAUUUUGGCUCGAGUCAUGGCAGGAUUAUUCAAGCACACUCAAACAUUAUGUAGAGCCUAUCUUGCUGAUGUCUCUCUUCCUGAUACAGAAUCUGGUGUGUUUGGUCGUUUCAAUGCCAUGUCUAGCCUUGGCUUUAUUGUAGGUCCAACUAUAGGAGGUCAUUUAGCUGAAACUCCUCAUGGAUUUUUCUGGGUAUGCACAAUUGGAGCAUCUGUCUUUUUAUUAUGUGGUGGACUAGUUUGGCUUUUAAUGCCUGAUGUAAAGCCUAUCAAAACCAACAAAGCCCAAGAAAAUGCAGGAGUUGCACAGAUCAUCCAUUUUAUUAAGCAAAUUAAGUGGUCGAGCCACUGGGACCACUUCUUGGUACGCUUUUUCCUAAGUUUUGCUACACUCAUUUACCGUAGCAAUUUUGCCUUGUUACUCGACUAUAUGUUUAACUUUAGUGCCAAAACUGUGGGUUAUAUUAUUUCUUUCCAAGGAAUUGUAAGUGCAGUUUCUGGCUUCCUUGUAGGUACUUUGGCACACUGGUACAAGGAUCACACAAAACUCCUUCUGUUUGUAGCAGUCACACAAACAUUGUCUCUUGUUGGGCUGACCUAUGCCCCAACUACAUUGAUACUUAUGUGCUGCUUAGUACCAUUAUGCAUCAGUAAUGCUGUUGGUCGAGUUUCCAUUACAAAGAUCACUGUCGACAGGUGCCAUAAAGAUGAAAUUGGGGCAGUUGUAGGACUUGGACAAAGUAUCACAUCCUUGGCUCGUAUGCUCUCUCCCCUUGUUGCAGGAGUUGCCCAAAGCAUCUCCAUCCAUGGUCCAGGAGUCAGUGGAGCAGGAAGUGCUGCUGUCGGAGCCGUUAUCCUUUCCCUCAUGAGCAAGAAACCGACAAUUGCAAUUCUGAAGGAAGACUAAUAAUACAUACAAUGUAAACAAUAAAAUUUGCUUUUUUCACUUACAUAUUUCCUUGUAAAUACUAAGUCUUCCAUGCCAUAUUUUAUAGAUAUUGCUGGAAUUAAAUGUUAUUGCAUACA
Molecule: messenger RNA, 1783 nt
Organism: Limulus polyphemus (Atlantic horseshoe crab)
Lineage: Eukaryota; Metazoa; Arthropoda; Merostomata; Xiphosura; Limulidae
Product: major facilitator superfamily domain-containing protein 9-like
Exons: 6
Coding region: 456-1664 (402 amino acids)
Biological process (GO): transmembrane transport
Molecular function (GO): transmembrane transporter activity
Source: RefSeq, a predicted model, not a curated record